Messenger RNA from Bombina bombina (fire-bellied toad), 3046 nucleotides. It is a transcript of the gene SLC37A3, whose product is annotated as solute carrier family 37 member 3. Bases 198 to 1832 code for a protein of 544 amino acids. The transcript is spliced from 16 exons. Gene Ontology annotation, biological process: transmembrane transport. The record is from RefSeq and is a predicted model, not a curated record. Gene Ontology annotation, cellular component: endoplasmic reticulum membrane. Gene Ontology annotation, molecular function: transmembrane transporter activity. Lineage: Eukaryota; Metazoa; Chordata; Amphibia; Anura; Bombinatoridae.
GUGGUGUCUGCAGGAUAGAGCAGGGUGGGUUAUACGUUGGCAGGUCUGGCACCGAUGAGCUGGAGAAAGAGGAGCGAGCGCGCGGUAUGCGGGGCACAGGGUGCUCCACGGAUAGAUAUACUGACCUGACGCGCAGCUCCUGCGGUUGCGGGAAGUGGUAACGGAACCUGUGGUCUGUGGUUUGAACUUUCGCCAUCAUGGACUUUCCAGGCAUUACAAGGAGGGCGUCUGCACGGGGGGGAUUCCUAUCCAAGUACACGCAUCAUCACUUGGUGGUUUUCCUACUGACCUUCUUCAGCUAUGCGCUGCUGCACGCCUCUAGAAAGUCCUUCAGUAACGUGAAGGUCAGCAUAUCAAACCAAUGGACACCGUCCAGAUUUAAUACCUCAGUCUUUAUUUUGGAGCCAAACAAGACGUGGAAUAAUAACCCCCUUUUCCCUGAUACUGACUCCGCUACACUCUUCCUGGGGCUACUGGACACUAUUUUCCUCUUCUCCUAUGCGGUGGGUCUGUUUAUUAGUGGAAUUAUAGGGGAUCGGCUGAACAUGAGAUGGGUGCUCACAUUUGGGAUGUGCUCGUCUGCCACAGUGAUGUUUGUGUUUGGAACGGUCACGGAGUGGCUGCACUUCUACAACAAGGUCUUCUACUGCCUGCUCUGGAUAGUGAACGGGCUGCUGCAGUCUACAGGCUGGCCCUGUGUUGUAGCAGUCAUGGGGAACUGGUUCGGUAAGGCUGGACGAGGUUUUGUCUUCGGGCUCUGGAGCGCUUGUGCAUCUGUGGGAAAUAUUCUAGGGGCCUUCCUUGCAUCCUCAGUACUGAAGUAUGGGUAUGAGUAUGCGUUUCUGGUGACCGCUGCUGUGCAGUUUGCUGGAGGGCUCAUUAUCUUUUUUGGCCUGGUCACCUCUCCCAAAGAAUUGGAUUUGGGUACAUGGAGGAGGAAUGGGAUAUUUCUGAGGGAAGAGGAGUUGAGAGGAGAAGAACUGCUAAGAAAGAAAUUGGGAUAUGCAGAUCCCCCUGAUCCUUCUGAUCCUCCUGAGUGCUGCCUCCCAGAAACCUGUGAGAACGAGGCUGAUGCGGGAAGCUCAGAUGAAGACGCAAAUAGGCCGUUAAUCAACGAAGACAAUGAAGUGGAGGAUGAAAGGAAUUAUUCAGUGCAGGCUGCAGAUGGCGCCAGCCCCCCUGAAGCAAUCGGGUUCCUGCAGGCUUGCUGCUUGCCUGGUGUGCUGCUGUACUCUCUGGCUUACGCCUGUCUCAAGCUGGUGAACUACUCUUUCUUUUUCUGGCUUCCCUUCUACUUGAGCAUCAACUUUAAAUGGAAAGAAGCAGAGGCCGACCAGCUUUCUAUCUGGUACGAUAUCGGAGGAAUCAUAGGUGGCACUGUGCAGGGGUUAAUCUCGGACAUGCUGCAGAAGAGAUCGCCUGUGCUGUUGGUGAGCCUGUUACUGGCUAUCGUUUCCUUGUUUGGAUACAGCAGAUCUCCAAAUAACAAGGUAAUCAAUGCUGUCCUGAUGGCAAUCACUGGAUUUUUCAUUGGCGGCCCCUCCAACAUGAUCAGCUCGGCCAUCUCUGCAGAUUUGGGGCGACAAGAGAUGGUGAGAGGCAGCAGCGAGGCACUGGCCACAGUUACUGGCAUUGUGGAUGGCACCGGAAGUGUUGGAGCAGCAAUUGGCCAGUUUCUGGUUUCAGUGAUCCAGAGAGACCUGGGCUGGAUGUGGGUGUUUUAUUUCUUCAUUCUUAUGACCAGCCUGACGAUCGUGUUUAUCAUUCCGCUUAUCGUGCGGGAGAUGAGGUCGGUCAGAUGGGGAAGGAGGUCCUCUCGAUUCACAGGAUGACCUUAGUUUGAGCAUAAACUCAGGAAAAACGGAUGAAAUUUACAGGAGGAAAUUGCAAGCAACGGAUCUACUGGGAUUAUUUUACCAUUUAGCAAAAUAAUUCUCAUCCCUCAAUGGUACAGCCUUACAAGACCCUGUAAAUGCAUUUUUAGCAUUUUUUUGCACCACAGAAAACCUGCAAAAUUUGAGAACUGACAUAAUUCUGCUUUAUUUUAUUGUUCAACUACAAAUCUACAUUUUUUUUUUCUUCAUGUACCUAGAAAAGCCUACUGAUUGUUUUUUUUAAAUGCAUACUGGUAUUCAUUUUAUAAUUUCACGUACCUUUUAAAGUCAAAUGGAAACUAUCUACUUUUAAGUCACUUUGAUAGAUCUUGUGUCCAAGCACCGCUGUUUCAUAGCAUUAGGAUUUUUAUUCACCAUUGCUGAAGAUGCCCACUGCCUGGCCCUUGAAUUGGCACAGAAACAAAGCGUCAAUUGCAAAGUCAGAUAAUUACACACCUGCCGAUGUAUUCAAAUUCCGUCCUAGCAUAAAAAUGGAACGUACUAGACAAGAAGCAAUCUGAGACCUCACACUUGAUUGAUCCAUUAAACAAAUCUGAUCUGGUACAGGAAAUGGGUUUUUUUAGUCAUGACAUUUUGGAUGUGAAAUUAUGAAAAUAAAUUUUGCUUCAUGCAUAACCAUCUUGUCAGUAAAAAAUAAAAUAAAAAUUCCAACCUUCGCCAGGAUAAAUCAUGGGCAACUCAAUUUGUCUAUGUGCCUUCAGUGACCACUAAACUUCAUUCAAAUGCUGAGAAACAGACUUGUUACCGUAGAAGUUAUAUACGUGUCUGAUGGAGCAACGUGUAAAAAACUAAAUGGCUGACUUGUCUCUCUUGAAGAGAUAUUAAGGAUACAGAUGUUUCUCACAGCAUUGGUGCGAUUCCCUGGCUAAAUACAGUAAAUCUAACAUAAAAUGUGGCUGCUAAGGAGAGGCUUGAUUAAAUAUGGGUGCCUAAGACUUUAUUAAUAGGACUCACAAUGCAGAACUAUAGAUGUAAGGAAUAUAAAUUUGUAAAUUACUGCUGUAUAAUUGUGUUAUCAUUUUCAAAGCAACCCAAAAGGGCAGAAAUGUUUUCUUCCGUUACCUUUGUUCCUUAUUACGGUUCUUGCAUAAUUAUUUCAUUUGUAAAUAUUUUAGACUUUAUUGUAAUUGGGUGACUCAAGCUCACUGUAA